Notolabrus celidotus (New Zealand spotty) is the source of this 5921-nucleotide messenger RNA. It is a transcript of the gene aff1, whose product is annotated as AF4/FMR2 family, member 1. The transcript has 19 exons. The record is from RefSeq and is a predicted model, not a curated record. The coding region runs from base 206 to 3739 and encodes 1177 amino acids. Gene Ontology annotation, cellular component: nucleus; super elongation complex. Lineage: Eukaryota; Metazoa; Chordata; Actinopteri; Labriformes; Labridae. Gene Ontology annotation, biological process: regulation of gene expression.
UGGCUGAAUAGAGUAGAACAAUCCAGUGGGCAGAGAGAGAGAGAGACGGAGAGACAGAGAGAGUCGAGAGCCCUAAGACGCACGGUUAGCUGACAACUAUCAAACAACGACGGCCUGACAAGUCUUUAAAAAGGUCUAAAAACCUCCACCGGUAAACAAUGUGACCAAGUGACAAGAACACCGUGGGGAGCACCGUCAGAAACACAUGACAGCCAACUUUGGCUGUUGUGAGAGGCGCACCAUGGAAUCUCAGCCGAGUGUAUACAAUGAAGAAAGGAACAUUCUCCGCCUCCGAGCAUGGGAACAGAGGAACCAAGAAGCAAGCCAAACCCCGGAACUCAACACUGAGAGUGUGCCACUAUUUGGGCAGCCAUACAAGACAAACAAAGGCGAUGAGCUUUCCAAUCGAAUCCAGAGAAUGCUGGGAAGUUAUGAGGACGUGAAUAACCCCUGUCCCUUUGCUUUGGAGCCUUUACCCAUUCCUACGUAUAUAACUUUCACGCAGUCUGAUCAGACUCCGACAAACACAGAAAAAACAACUCGACCUCCAUUCCAUAACCAGGUCAAUAAUGUGUCCAACCAAAGUCAGAGAGCUCCAUCUAGUAGCGGCUACUCCUCUCAGCCUGUGAGGACGUCCACUCCUUCUUCUUCUUCUUCUUCCUCCUCUUCUUCAUCCUCUUCUUCUUCUUCUUCUUCUCCAAACCACUGUGGACAUUUGUCAACUUUUCCUGGACAUCAGCAAAAGAAAAGCAAAGCCCAUUUUGAUCAUAUGGUCCAGGAAAUGUCUCCUUUGUCGCCUGAUGUUAAGCCGCUACCGUUCCUACGUUCCAGUGAUCAUGAUAACACUGACAUGGACAGUAAAGACACCUUCGACAGACUUCAGCUUCAAGGGUCCAUGAAUGACCCCUCUGAGUCUUCCUGCAUCAUGGAUAUUUCCACAGUUAACCUCAAACAGUCCCCAAAAGACGUUUCUCAGCCUCAUGGCAACAAAGGUAACACACUGCCUUCACAGACGUUUCCUUCACUCCUGCCAUCCAAGCAGCCCAGUGUAGUCAUGACCCAGAAGCCAACAGCGUAUGUGCGGCCCAUGGAUGGUCAGGAUCAGGUGGUCAGUGAGUCGCCUCAACUAAAACCUUCACCGGAGCCUUAUGUGCCUCUGCCGGAGUUAAGCAACAAAUCCGAGCAAGGCAAAAGGAAGGUACUGCCUCAAUAUUUGGAGACAAAGAUAAAUGAAGCUCAGUGUGUGGAGGACAUCUUAAAGGAAAUGACCCACUCAUGGCCUCCUCUUCUGACAGCGAUACACACACCUAGCACAGGUGAACCCUCCAAGUCCCCCUUUCCAGCCAAGGAAGCAGAGCGUGUCACAUCAUGUCCAGGACAAAAAAGCUUUGUGUCCUCACCACCAGAUCCAUCCAAGCCCAUCCAGAAGAACUCUUCAUUGUCAUUACAAGCAGCACAUUCCAGAGGGGCAGAGUCAGGCAGCUCCAGCGACUCUGAGAGCAGCUCCAGGUCAGAGUCGGACAGUGAAAGCAACGCAGAGGAGCUUCCUCAACUCCCACCGAGCAACUCGGUCAAAUCAGAGCCUGAUGCACCAGCAGUGACCCAUGGCGAUUGGCAGUUGGGAAACUGGAUCAGGUCCAGCCAGAGCUCAAGAGCCGAGAGCCAAAGCAGCUCACAGGCCUCUGACAGCCUCGCUCACAAACAACCCAAGCCCACUCAGAGCACCAAACACUCUGGUGUGGAGGUCGUCAACCCCACCAAAGAGUGUAAACCUCAGCUUUCUUCUCAUGUGAAAGAGUCCACUGAAAGCCUUGGGAAACCCCAGCUGUACAGGGAAAGCCCUCAGGACAACUACAACCAGCAAAGUAGCCAAAAAUCCCUCGCUGCUGAUUGGAAAAGCAGCAGCAGUUUGACGAAACUUUCAUGCAAUACCUACUCUUCAAAAUCAGCCGAGUCAGGUCACUCAGAAGCGGCUCAGGAUGUUGUAGCCAAGCGAGACAAAGACCCGUGUUUCAUAGACAGGCCAAAGGUAAAGACGAAAACGGGACAUAGGAGAAAAAGCAAAGACAGUGGUGACGCUAAAAGAGACAGUAAAAGGACUUCUAAACAGGCAUCACUUGACAAGGGGACAGUCAAAUCAGAGCCUGAUGUCACGCCGGUCCUGCAUGGUCGGUGUUUAUCCUGUGGUGUUGGAUAUCCCAACCCCUGCUCCUGCCCCACCCAGAGUCCUGCUCAGCCUGACCAGCUGCCUCCUGCCCCAUCAGUCAGAAUCAGUUAUAGCAAACCAAAGUCAGAGGAAAUCAGCCAGACGGGUCCCAAGAUUCCUCUCAAGACAACCAAGAAGCACUCGCGAAAGACUGAGCAUGCAGCUAAAGGUACUCUGGACCCCCACAGGCCCCCCACAUCUCUGCUGGUGAGGAUUGAUCUCAGUCUGCUAUCAAGAGUCCCCCAGAGCUCCGGCAGCCAUCAGGAGACACCCAGCAAGUCGAAGAGAUCAGUGGUGAUUGAGGAGCAAGAGGGAGGGGGGAAUGACGCCACUACAAAACACAAACUUACCAAGACCAGCAAAAAGAGUAUACCUCAAAAUCUUGAGGUAGAAACUAAAACUAUUCCCAGGAAGAAACAGAAGCUGGAAAACAAGAAUACCUCAUCAAGUCAUGCGUCAAUCAAACCGGAAAAUUCCAGCAAUUCAACAGACGGCUUAGAGCGAAAGAAGGCGAAGAAGAAACCUUUGCAACUGCCGGUGAUCCCCAAAGACUCUCAGAAAGACUCAAAGUUGCACAAAAGCACGUCAGGAGAGGUUGUGGGGACCAGGAAGGAGGCUGAGAACGGAAAAAACUCACAAAAGCACAAGAAGAGAGGGAAGCAAACAGAGAAUGCACAUAUUGAAAAGAAGCUCCCAAAGAGCAGCAUCCCAUCAACGUCACAGUCGACCAGGGUAGCUUUGACCAAAAGGCCUUUGCUCCGAUUUGAGGACAGGCAGUAUCCAGUGAAGCAUUACAUAAAGGAGGCCAAAAAACUGAAGCACAAAGCAGAUGCAGAGCCAGAUAAGGUCAGUAAAGCUUUCUUCUACCUGGAAGCAGCCAUGUUCUUUGUUGAGAGUGGUAUAGCCAUGGAGAGAGAUCCACAGAUUUCGAUGUCUUCCUACACAAUGUUUGCAGAAACCGUGGAACUACUCAAGUUUGUCCUGAAACUUAAAAGUCCAGCAGACCCCUCAGCUCCACCUUCAGAGAAAGACUUUAUAGCUCUGUGUCUGAAGAGCCAGUCUCUCCUGCAGAUGGCCAUGUUUCGCCACAAACACAGAACUGCACUCAAGUAUUCAAAGACCCUCUCUGAUCACUUUCAUAUCUCUGCUCAGAAAACACAUGAUCACUCUGUCUCAGCAUCGAAGUCCUCAGACACACCGUCCCCCAUGCCCAGCCUUCCAUCUCCAUCCACCAGCUCAGGUCCCGGCUCCAACCACAGCGGUGUGGUUGUAGACCCUGUCGGCAGCACCGUGGCAGUCCCUCAGGCCAUCGAUCAGGUGGCUUUCACCUACGUCAACAUCACUACAUUAUUCCUGAGCGCUCAUGACAUCUGGGAGCAGGCGGAUGAGCUGGCACACAAAGGCAGUGGUUUGCUGGCACAGCUGGACAAAGCUCUGUGUCCUUUGAGUCUGAUGUCGAGUAUGAGCUCUAUGGUCCAUUACACUAGACAGGGAGUCCACUGGCUGCGUCUGGACAGCCUGAAGGUAAAGUGACCGACAAGCUGCUGCAGCUCCUGAACACCUGCCAGCUCUUCAAGCUGCCUCUCACUGCCCUCUCUUCACUUCAGUGAGUUCAACACUGAGCUGAACUUCCCCUCAGAACAUGUACAGGUAUUUUUCUUUGUGUGGGUAUGAACUCAUCUCAUCCAAAAAAAAAAAAAGGUGACACAGAUCAGACGUCUUCUCAUGUGUGUUACCUGCUCAUUGUUGCACUUGUUUUUUUCCUUUGGCCACUUCUUUCUCUUUUGCACUUUUAUGAACAAGGAAGUCUGCUGAAGAUGACAUAUUUCAUGCCUCACACCUUCUGCUCCUCUAUCUGCCUUCAUCAACUGAAUAUGUUUUGGUGGUUCUAUGAUUUAAUGCAGCCUUAUUAUGCAGUUGUGGUGCAGGUAGUGACCCAAAUUUUGUUUUCUUUGCACAUCUUUUAUCAUCAAACUUGCCACUAAAGCUUGUAAAAUGUAAUCAGGAGACCCUGUCAUGGAAAAACUCAAUUCACAGAUAGUUCUCAUUGUUUUUUUCCCAGUUCCAAUCUGACAAUCUGAAUGACCUGUUUGGAUUAUGAGGAUUUUGUGUUCUCAUAAUCCAAAGUCCUGCAUUUUACUUUUCCCACAUCAAAAAGGAUCACCGUGAGAAGUCAGGUGUUCAUGUAACCGAGGGCUGGGACCAUUUAUUGUAACUCUUGUGCCUGUGACGUGACGCAAUCUGGACCACUUAGGAAUUUCAGACAAGUCAAUAAUUGGGAAACUGUUGAUUGCAAAAGUGCCAGAUAUUCAUAAAAAUCUGCAUUCAGUCACAUAGUUCUGUUGAUCCCUGUGUUGCAAUUGUGUUCCUAAUUCAUGUUGCAAAAUCUACAAACCUGUAGUUAGAUUCCUGUGCAAUAAUGAGCGCAUUGAUAAAGGAAAAAAAAACAUGUGCCCUACUCUUUGCCCUCUCAGGACAAAGCACAUGUUGAAUGUAGGUUGAGCCACUUUUUGAGUGCUCAUAAUGGAGAAAACUGGACACACUACAAUCUCAAUCCAGAUUAAAAUCAUGAGAUUAGAAUGAGUUUAUUGAACCUGAAUGCAAUACUCAGACUGAAUGGAAACUGUAUGGUGUGAUCUAAGUGAUCAUGUAGCAGGUGUAAGCUAACCCAUUGUCACUCGCUCCUCUCUAGUUUUGUUGGAUAUUUCUGAGAGCUGACACAUACAAUGUUGCACUUUUGCCCACUUUCUAAUCAAAAUUAAUUAAAAUUGUUAACCUAAAGGUUUCCUAGUUGUAACUACUCGCAACACCAAAAAAUAGAGGGAUACAUUUCACAUCCCUGACUUAUUUUUAGGUAAGUUAUGGAUGCAUUGGUUUAAAUUGGCCGUUUUUGAGUUACCUUAGUGGAGAACUAAUCGCGUUUCCUUAUUUGCUUCUGCACCAGUAAGCUGCUGUGUAUGUUUCCCACACUUUAGUUGAGCGGUGAAUACUAAGUGGCAAAAUGUUUACUUAAUCUUUGGAGGGAGAUGGAAUGGCCAAAACUAAAGCUGACUAAAGAAUGCACUUUUCUUUUUAGUUUUGGUCUGUUAAGCAAAAGAACACUACGUUCCCCAGACCGGCAGGACUCUGCUUGUGUUUACUCUUUGUUUGUUGUAACUUUGACUGAAAGCAAUAAAGCAGUUUUUUUGUUGGCUAGUGAUGGGGUGACAGAAGUAAUCAGUAUGAAAGAGAUGCAGGGAAACACUUGUUGGUUUAGGUUAGGUUUAGAAAUGUUUACCUGUGAGUUGAGUUGCUGUGUCGGUGAUCAUACACAAUAAAAGGGCUAAAUAAACAAGGAUCACUAAGUGGUCCUAACUUUACUUUCUCUAAAUGAUGAAGUCAUAUUUUUUAAUUAAGGAGUGAGUAAAGCAGAACCCUGGCAUUUGGGAUUAUUUUUUAUGUCAAGUUUUCUACCAUAAACGUCUUCAGUUCACAUGAGGAGAUUAUGGUUUUGACAUUCAUGAACUUUUCUUUUCUUUUCUUUUCCAACAAUCAUCCUCGACUGUCAAUGCUUAAUUUAUGAAAGAAUCUGCAACAAGUUUACACUUCUUGUCCAAAAAAAUAUUGACUGGAAACAUUUUCAGGAAGAUUUUUGAAGGAUGCUUUUUUUCCUUUUGUGAAAUCUGUAAAGAAUUUGUGUUGCAGUGUACAGAAAUGAAUAAACACUGGAAACUCA